CACUCAAAUGCAGAGCAGGGUUUUAUUUCCAGGUUUCGUUGUCAUUUACUCGUUUCCUCGUGUUUUUGUUGAUGUAAGCAUAAAGAUAACUCUAAACGGAAAAGGUUCAAAAAUGCACUUAACGUAUUAGUAAUGGUUCAAAAAUGUCCUCGUUCCAUCUAUCUGAUCACAUAUGCCCCUAAUGUUAGUUUCAGUCUUAAGAUUGCCUCUCCAUUAACUACACAACUAUAUGAUAUUCAAUUAAAUGUCAUAUUUGGUAAACCUAACUCUUUAUUAAAAGAUAAUAAACCUGAACUAUAGUGUAUGAUAAUGACAAAACUAUAAUCUACAUGAAUCUGUCUUUAUAUUCAUCAUAUAGAUUCCCUACACAUCAUUAUCAAAAGCCUUUUAAGUUUAAUCUCAAAGAUAAAUAGAGAUGAUACAUUUCACUCAUUUCUCAUAUCAUAGCUUAAAUUACCUAUAGAUGGAUAUAGGGAAACUUAUCUUAGUCUUCUUUUUCAGUACUCUUUGCUUCUAUCUCCUAUGGACACUCUUAAAAUUCGUUUAUUCAGUAUGGUGGAUGCCACUUCAAACACAAAAUAAAAUGAACUCUCAGGGCAUUAAAGGCCCUUCUUAUAGUUUUCCUCAUGGAAAUACCAAAGAUAUAUCACUGAUGAGAAGUCAAACUAUGGAUAAACCUAUGAUUGAUAUUUCUCAUGACAUUUUUUCAAGGAUUCAACCUCAUGUUCACACAUGGACAAGGAUGUACGGUAAGAACAUCAAUCGUUUAUGGAUUUAAGUUAUAUAGGACUGCGUAAAUAUUUCUUGUAUUGUUGUGUUGUCUAAUCUGUGAUAGCAGGUAAGUACUAGUUUUAUAUGUAGUUAAGCAUGGAGCUAGAGGGGCACAAAGGGGUCUGAAUCCCCUUUGUCGAAGAAUUACGUUGUAUAUAUCAGGUCAAAGGAGGAAUUUCCUCACUUGGCAUGGCUCGAAACCAUACUUAUUUGUCACUGAACCAGAGCUGAUCAAAGAAGUAUUGUCCAACAAAGAAGACAUUUACCCGAAAAUGGACAUGGAAGGCUAUGCGAAGAAACUACUAGGGGAAGCACUUAUAACAAAUGAAGGUGAAAAAUGGGCAAAAGUAAGAAAACUGGCAAACCACACUUUCCAUGCAGAAAGCCUGAAACGUAUGGUGCCAGAAAUGAGUGAAAGUGUAGCGGAAAUGCUAGAAAGAUGGAAAGAACACGAAGGAAAAGAGUUCGAUGUGUUCAAGGAUUUUGGACUGUUAACAACUGAAGUAAUUUCUAGGACAGCAUUUGGAAGUAGCUACAUGGAAGGCAAACAUAUUUUCGAGAUGGUGGCAAAAUUGACAGCAAUAACUGUAAAGAAUCUUUACACUGUCAAAUUUCCUGGAAUCAGUUGGCUUAUAAGAACAGAUGAUGAAAUUGAAGCAGAGAAACUUGAAAGAGGGAUCAAGAACUCAAUUCUUGAGCUAGUAAGUAAAAGAGAAAAGGGUAAAGAUGGCAUGUAUGAAAAGUUUGGGAAUGAUUACCUAGGACAACUUAUGAAGCUUUUGCAUGAAUCCGACACGAACAAGAGGAUCACCAUAGAUCAAAUGAUCGACGAGGUCAGGACAUUGUAUGGUGCUGGUCAUCUUACAACGACAAGCUUACUUGGCUGGUCUGUUUUUCUCUUGGCACUUCAUCCCGAAUGGCAAGAAAAAGCCAGAAAGGAAGUUUUUUUAUUCUGUGGCCUUGAAAAACCAACUUCUGAUGCAAUUGCAAGACUAAGAACAAUGAACAUGAUACUUAAUGAAUGUAUGAGAUUGUAUCCUCCAGUUAUUACAGUGACAAGGAAAGUUGAACGCGAAGUUAGACUGGGGAGCAUGACUCUUCCAGGUAACAUGACUAUUUUCAUGCCAAUUCUGGCACUGCAUCAUGAUCCUCAAAUAUGGGGUGAAGACGUUCACGUCUUCAAACCAGAGAGGUUUGCAGAAGGGGUAGCUAAAGCAACUAACAACAAAGCAGCAGCAUUCUUUCCCUUCGGAUUAGGACCUCGUACCUGUGUUGGUCUGAACUUCACAACCAACGAAACAAAGAUUACUUUAUCGAUGAUUUUGCAGCGUUAUAAGUUCACUCUGUCACCUAAUUAUGUGCAUUAUCCAUCUGAUAUUUUCCUUUUGACUCCCAAAGAUGGAGUUAAAGUUGUGCUUGAAUCCAUUUAGGUAUAUCAAUGUCUCUAAAUGAUGUACAAUAAAUAAUUUGCUAUGAAAAAACAAAUUAAAGCUUCUGAAUUCAGAA
Molecule: messenger RNA, 2277 nt
Organism: Solanum lycopersicum (tomato)
Lineage: Eukaryota; Viridiplantae; Streptophyta; Magnoliopsida; Solanales; Solanaceae
Source: RefSeq, a predicted model, not a curated record